Molecule: messenger RNA, 2264 nt
Organism: Arabidopsis arenosa
Lineage: Eukaryota; Viridiplantae; Streptophyta; Magnoliopsida; Brassicales; Brassicaceae
Source: the annotation of a GenBank genome assembly
CUCCAUGUUUCAGAGACACGAAGCCAUCUUUACGCAAAAACCUCUCACUCUGCGUUUCUAAUGGCGACUGUUCUUACUACAGCCAUUGAUGUCUGCUUCAAUCCCCAAAAUUCAGACACAAAGAAACACAGUCUAUUCUUAAAGCCUUCUCUUUUAAGACAAUCUCGUACCAGAAAACUCAACAUUUCUUGUAGUUCUUUGAAACAACCUAAAACCCUAGAAGAAGAACCAAUCACCACAAAAACCCCAUCUCUCUCUGAGCAACUCAAGCCUCUCUCUGCAACAACACUCAGACAAGAGCAAACCCAAAUCUUGUCUAAACCGAAAUCUGUCUGGGUCAAUCCAACAAGACCCAAAAGGUCAGUUCUUUCACUUCAGAGACAAAAACGUUCUGCUUACUCUUACAAUCCUCAAAUAAAGGAUCUUAGGGCUUUUGCUCAGAAGCUCAACAGUUGUAAUUUCACUGAAAAGUCUGAGUUUUUAUCUCUUCUCGAUGAAAUUCCUCAUCCACCAGAUAGAGAUAACGCAUUGCUUGUGCUAAACAGUUUGAGAGAAUGGCAAAAGACUCAUACUUUCUUUAAUUGGGUUAAAUCCAAGAAUUUGUUUCCCAUGGAAACAAUAUUUUACAAUGUUUCAAUGAAAUCUCUGAGAUUUGGGAGGCAGUUUCAGCUCAUUGAGGAGAUGGCACUUGAAAUGGUGAAGGAUGGUGUUGAGCUUGAUAACAUUACUUAUUCGACAAUCAUCACUUGUGCCAAAAGGUGCAAUCUUUACGACAAAGCUAUUGAAUGGUUUGAGAGAAUGUAUAAAACAGGGUUGAUGCCUGAUGAGGUCACUUACUCAGCGAUUCUUGAUGUUUAUUCCAAGUUAAGAAAAGUUGAGGAGGUUCUUAGUUUGUAUGAAAGAGCGGUGGCUACGGGUUGGAAACCCGAUGCUAUAGCGUUUUCUGUGUUGGGGAAAAUGUUUGGUGAAGCAGGGGAUUAUGAUGGGAUUAGGUAUGUUUUGCAAGAGAUGGAAUCUAUGGAUGUGAAGCCUAAUGUGGUUGUUUAUAAUACUUUGUUGGAAGCUAUGGGGAGAGCUGGGAAACCGGGUUUGGCGAGGAGUUUGUUUAAUGAGAUGCUUGAGGCGGGUUUAACUCCGAAUGAGAAAACUUUGACAGCUCUUGUGAAGAUUUAUGGGAAAGCGAGGUGGGCGAAAGAUGCUCUUCAGUUGUGGGAGGAGAUGAAGGCGAAGAAGUGGCCAAUGGAUUUCAUUUUGUAUAACACGUUGUUGAAUAUGUGUGCUGAUAUUGGAUUGGAGGAAGAAGCGGAGAGGCUGUUUAAUGAUAUGAAGGAGUCUGUGCAAUGUAAACCUGAUAAUUUUAGUUACACAGCGAUGCUGAAUAUAUAUGGGAGUGGUGGAAAAGCGGAAAAGGCGAUGAAAUUGUUUGAAGAGAUGUUAGAAGCUGGGGUUCAGGUUAAUGUGAUGGGGUGCACUUGUUUGGUUCAAUGCUUAGGGAAAGCUAAAAGGAUCGAUGAUUUGGUUUAUGUGUUUGAUCUCUCGAUUCAAAGGGGAGUUAAGCCUGACGAUAGGCUCUGUGGGUGUCUGCUUUCAGUUAUGGCCUUGUGUGAGAGUAGUGAAGAUGCUGAAAAGGUUAUGGCUUGUUUGGAGCGAGCUAAUCGGAAGCUGGUGACAUUUGUGAAUCUGAUUGUAGAUGAGAAAACCGAAUUUGAGACCGUAAAAGAAGAGUUCAAGUUAGUGAUCAACGCAACCCAAGUAGAGGCAAGAAGGCCCUUCUGCAACUGCUUGAUAGAUAUAUGCAGAGGCAAGAAGCGGCAUGAGAGAGCUCAUGAGCUUCUCUAUUUAGGAACACUUUUUGGUCUAUACCCGGGACUACACAACAAGACCAUAAAAGAAUGGAGCUUAGACGUGAGGUCAUUAUCAGUUGGUGCAGCUGAGACCGCUCUCGAAGAGUGGAUGAGAACACUUGCCAACAUCAUUAAACGCCAAGAGGAUCUUCCCGAGCUGUUUUUGGCGCAAACUGGGACAGGAACUCACAGAUUCUCACAGGGAUUAGCAAACUCUUUCGCCUUGCAUUUGCAACAACUCUCUGCACCAUUCAGACAGAGCGAUAGGGCAGGUAUCUUUGUGGCUACAAAGGAGGAUUUGGUGUCAUGGUUGGAAUCAAAGUUUCCACCUUUAGUUACUUCUCAAGCAUGAAAUAUCAUCCUCUGUUAUCCUAAACUAAAAAGCAACAUUAUUUUUCCCAGUAAAGUUGUUUAUAAUUG